Messenger RNA from Acromyrmex echinatior (Panamanian leafcutter ant), 954 nucleotides. Its product is annotated as 4-vinylanisole receptor-like. Gene Ontology annotation, molecular function: olfactory receptor activity; odorant binding. Lineage: Eukaryota; Metazoa; Arthropoda; Insecta; Hymenoptera; Formicidae. The record is from RefSeq and is a predicted model, not a curated record. Gene Ontology annotation, biological process: detection of chemical stimulus involved in sensory perception of smell; sensory perception of smell. Gene Ontology annotation, cellular component: plasma membrane.
AUGUACACUGCUACAAAAACAGGCAAGAACGGCGCAGUUUGGAUAGCACUAAAGAGGUUCGUACAGGAACUCUCCGAAAGGAACAACUUUUGCAGCAAAAUGAAUUUUAUGAAGAAACAGAAGGACUAUUGCUUUGGCGUGAGAUUGCUGACUAGUCGGAUAAUCACCAUAUGCUGCGAAAUACUGAAUGAGUCAGCUGCCUUUUUUUCGAUUGCUCAAUUUCAACAUUUUGUCAACACUCGGACUUUACCGCUCUAUGACUGGGUGCCCUAUGAUAUCUCAUCAACAACCAUUUUUUGGGCAACUUUGUUGCACCAAACCAUCAUAAUAAUGAUUUGCGCGAAUACCAGUGUUGCCCACGAGACUCUCAUUUCUGGUUUUAUGAUCCAAAUUUGCGCCCAGUUAGAUAUACUCUGCCAUCGAGCUCGCAUACUGCCGGAUUUGUUACAAGAGGCCCGAAAAUGCAGCAUUUCGAAAGAAGACUUCAAAAUGCGAGAACGGCAACUAAUUCGCGAAAUUGUACAUCAUCAUCGCUACGUGUAUAGAUUUGCGGAACGCAUCAAUGCAGUAUUCACGCUAAUGAUUUUCGUGCAAUUCACCAUAAGCUCGACAGUGCUCUGUCUUUGCAUCUACCAAAUGUUGACAACAAACUUACUAAGCGUCGAAUUUGCGUAUAGCUCGUCAUAUCUUGGUUCUAUGCUUAUACAGAUUUAUUUGUACUGCUGGUUCGGCAACGAAGUGACACUGAAGAGCACUGAAAUCGGAAACGCCGUUUACGAGAUGGAUUGGCCGAUGCUUCCAGUUGAUUUAAUGAAGACUCUUUUGAUAAUUAUUACACGAUCUGUGAAGCCAAUUAAGAUAACUAGCGGAUACAUAAUUACUUUAUCCAACGAAUCUUUUAUGAAGAUCAUUAAAAUAUCUUACUCGGCGUACAAUGUUUUGCAGGGAUCUUAA